This is a messenger RNA of Kwoniella botswanensis, 936 nucleotides long. RefSeq lists its product as uncharacterized. The coding region runs from base 1 to 936 and encodes 311 amino acids. The record is from RefSeq and is a predicted model, not a curated record. The transcript is spliced from 5 exons. Lineage: Eukaryota; Fungi; Basidiomycota; Tremellomycetes; Tremellales; Cryptococcaceae.
AUGGGAGUAAUCACUCCAAUACCAAACAGUAAACUGCCCUUGACACCCCCCACAACUGGAAUGAAAGCUUUGCUCCACUCGAUUACUCCUUCUAGCCUUCUCAGUCCGACACCGAACGCCAUCAAACCGAACGCUAAAGCUGAAGAUACGGAUAAUUGGCGAAACUUACCGUUAAUUUUGUACCAUGGCUCUCGUCAGCUCAGUACUGGAGACGCUGCAACGGAAACUUCUUCAUCUCAAUCGAUCGGACAAGGUGGUCAAAAAAAGGAGGAAGCUUUGUUUUUUGAAAAGUCUGUUACACCGCCCCGUGAAGACACGUUAAUGGAGACUGUUGACACUGAAACUGACGAUGAAGUAGUAUUUGUCGGGAAUACUGUGUCAGUGGCUACAACGUCUAGAAAUGCCAGUCAUGCUUUUACAACUUCAAAGUUAACACACCAUCAUGGUGAACUCGCAUUUCAACAUCAUCAACAAGUCACUUUGUCAGGACGAUCAAGUCGUAAGCGAAGCGAACCGGAAGAGGAAGAGGAAGAAGAGGUGUCAUUCAUUGGUCGUUCGUACAAAACCCCUCGAUUAGAAGUCAGACAGCAUUCGACGACAGGGUCACGAGAAGACACUCCUCUGCAGACGAUGCCAGCAGAUGGUGACUCCUGCUCGAAAUGCGGGAGUACCUGCAAUGACAAUUCUAAGUAUACUAGAGGAAAAGGAACAGGAAGGAAGGUGUUGACCAACAAGAUCAGAGGUAACAUUACCGCUCUUUUGAUGAAUCCAGAUCAAUCGUUGUACGAUCAGCUCCGAUCAGAUCCUAGGGUACAAGAUUGGAAGGAUAUAGCGCAAUUGGUAGGGGCUAAAAGGGAAGAUUAUGAUCGAGUUAGACAUGCUGCCAGGUGGCUCCAACUGCACCUACCAGAUACAGUCGCUAAAGGAAAGCUGUGA